AUGACUGAGGCACCGCCGUGUCCCGGCGGCAAGACCCCAAGUCCUGGAUGCGGUUUGAAGACGCUGUACUGGGCAUGUGUCCACAAUGACCUCGCUGAGCUCCAAGCCAGGCUGGACGUCGGGGUGUCUCCAGAGGAGGCCUCCCAAGUGGACGGCAACGGGAGGACAGGCCUCAUGGUCGCAUGCUACCAUGGCUUUGGUUCCAUUGUGGCUCUGCUCAGUGGCUGUCCUUUCCUGGACGUGAACCAGCAGGACAAAGACGGGAACACAGCCCUCAUGCUGGCGGCUCAAGCAGGUCAUGUGCCUCUGGUGACUCUCCUGCUCAACUACUUUGCUGGCCUGGACCUGGAACGCAGGGAUCAGCGGGGACUGACAGCUCUGAUGAAGGCUGCCAUUCGGGACCGCUCUGAGUGCGUGGUUGCACUCCUUAUGGCAGGUGCUGACCUGAGCUCCGUGGAUCCUGUCCGGGGCAAGACAGCCUUGGAAUGGGCCGUUCUAACGGACAGCUUUGACACUGUACGGAAGAUCCGGCAGCUGCUGAGGCGGCCCCAGGCAGAGCAGCUCAGCCUGCACUACCAGCCAGAGUGGCCAGCCUUGGCCCAACUUGUGGCCCAGGCCCAGGAUCAGGCUGCCCCAUCCCUCCUAGAGAGGCUGCAAGCUACUCUGAACCUCUCCUUUGCUCAGUUUCCUCAGGAAGGGGGUGUCCUGGACCACUUGGUGACUGUCACCACCAGCUUGGCCAGUCCCUUCCUGACCACUGCCUGCCACACACUGUGCCCUGACCAUCCACCCACGCUGGGCAUUCGGGGCAAGUCAGUGCCAGAGCUGUUGGGUACUGCCCCUCCACCUCCUCCAGCACCCCAUCCUCCUCAGGAAGUCCCUGUUCCCCAGGCCUUUGCCCCCUACCAGAGCCCUCAGAAUAUGCUCUCCCAGUGGCUACAGUCCAGGGAGAGCACCAGUCUCAGGUCCCAAGUCCCUAAGAUCCUCCUCUCUAAGGCACCUUCCCCUGCUACACAGUACGAGUUGAUACUCAGACCUCCAGGGAAGCAAAGUCUGACUCUUCCCAUCUGGAGAUUCCAGGAGAAGAAGAAGAAGGAGGAAGAAUAA
Rattus rattus (black rat) is the source of this 1107-nucleotide messenger RNA. It is a transcript of the gene Ankrd33, whose product is annotated as ankyrin repeat domain 33. Bases 1 to 1107 code for a protein of 368 amino acids. The record is from RefSeq and is a predicted model, not a curated record. Gene Ontology annotation, biological process: negative regulation of transcription by RNA polymerase II; negative regulation of transcription regulatory region DNA binding. NCBI's taxonomy places the organism in Eukaryota, Metazoa, Chordata, Mammalia, Rodentia, Muridae. Gene Ontology annotation, molecular function: protein binding. The transcript has 4 exons.